AAAUAUAAAACUUUAGAUCCCUCAAACGAUGACGAAGAUGAUGGACUUCUUCUAAAGACUAGAGAGAGAGAGAGAGAGAGAGAGAGAGAAACAGAGAGCUCAUUGAUGAACGAAUUGGCUUCCAGAGCAGAAAUUCUCUGACUUCCGCAUUGUAUCCUCUGCUGCGGCGCACACACGAGAAUAUUUCCCAAUUGCUGGCAGCUGGCGUCUGCUUUGUCCGGCGAAUCAAAGUUCCGGUCUUGAUUGCGAUUGGCUUGAUGAUGAUCAUGGCGUGGUGAGCUCUGUUUGGAAGGAAGGAAAAUAUCGAAGGAGAUUUUUGGGUUUUUUCACGGGAAAGUGACGGAAACGGAAAGUGGUGGUGAGGGACAGUUGUUUCUGAAGUGGGAAAGAGAAAGCUGCUGUUUUGUAUAUCAUCAGAUUGAAAAGGUCCAUGCUUGAAAAUAUCGCUUGCUGUAGCUUGGAAGCUUUCUCCUACAUUUCUCAAUCUAUGUAAACCAUGAAACUUGAGAGAGAACCAGUGUUCAGCCACUUAGCUUUAAGCCACAAGCCUGAUUCUAAUCCUUUUGGUCAAAAUGACAUUACUCUGGACUCUGCUGCAUUACAGUCAGCAAAGUGGAUCAUGAAGGAAAGUCAGAACAGGGUUUCAUGUGGUUCGAAGGACAAUGAAGAAGAUGCUGGUCAAGUGCCAUAUGUGAAAAAUGAUGAAGAUGAGGUCAAAGAUUUUGUGCCGCCAUAUACUCUUUCUUCUGAAAAAUUAGAAGCAUUAGAGAAGGAAUCAGAUUAUUAUAUGGACAAAAGUGUUAUGGAAUGUGAACUGCCAGAACUGAUAGUUUGCUACAAAGAGAGUAGUUGCAAUACAAUCAAGGACAUCUGCAUUGAUGAGGGAGUGCCUUCCCAAGAUAAGAACCGGUUUGAGACUGGUGUGGAUGAGAAGGAAUGCUGCACCUUUUUAUCUCCUGAUGAGGAUCAGAAUAAGCAACUUCUUGAAGAACAAAUGGAUAUCGUUGUGACCCUUCCGGACAGUUUUAAAUCUUCUGCACACGAUGAUUUAGAGAAGGGUUUUGUCAUUCCUUGCGAUUCCAAGGAUCUGACGCAGAUAGGCGAUGCUAUAUAUUAUACACAGGAGAAGUCUGAAAUUGAAGUUUCCAAAGAGAUUUUUUUCCCUGCAAAUGUGUUGCCAAUGCAAGAGUUGGGUGCAGGGAACGCCCACUCCUCCAAGUCUUCUAAUGAGGACAGCACUGAAGCUGUACAAGACACUGUUCAGAGUUCAGGUGAAAAAGUAAGUGAAAUAGCACAAACUGGGAGCACUGCUGUGGUUUCAGUAACUGAAGAGUCUAGUCACAGUGAGAAGAAAGCAUUGGUUUCAGCAGCUGAAGAAUCAAACUUCCAUGUCGAUGAGUUAUCUAACAAUAGCAAGGUGGAGAACGGAAGCACUACUUCUGGCUUGUUGGACACUUCAGUACAUGUAUCCACUACCAGAGAUGCAUGCCCUGAAAAUGAUGUCCACAAACAUUUUGAAACUCAAACGAUGCCUGCAGGUGAUGAUGGCGAUGACAACGACGACAACAUGCCUGAUGCAGAGAUUGUUCCAAGUCAAGUUCAACCUUGUUCAGCACCUGUGGUUACUGGCAGAGAGGAGUGUCCUGAGAAUGGAGUCUGUCAACCUCUCGAUACUUCAAGUACGUCCAAGGUUGAUGAUGAAAUUCCUCAUUCAGUGAUUGUUUCAAGCCAAGUUCAGCAUUAUUCAGCACCUGUGACUAUUUCCAGAGAGGAACGUCCUGAAAAUGGUGUCUGGCAAUGCCCUGAAACAUCAAACGCAUUCAUGGUUGGAGAUGUGAAUUCUGAUACACAAUAUGCUUCAUUCCAUGUUCAACGUGGUUUCGGAGAAUCAAGUUUCUCUGCAGCCGGUCAUUUUUCGAGUCUUAUGAAUACAUCAGGUCCUUAUUCCGGCAAUGUCUCCCUUCGAUCAGAGAGCAGCACCACCAGCACCCGCUCAUUUGCCUUCCCUGUAUUACAAUCUGAAUGGAAUAGCAGUCCAGUUAGAAUGGCAAAAGCUGACCGGAGGCAUUUGCGUAAACAUAGGGGUUGGGGGCAUAGUCUUCUUUGCUGUAGAUUCUGAAUAUGCUUCUAUUCUAACCGUAGUUUUAAGUUAAGUCAGAGUACAUGCUUCAUCAAAAAAAUUUAUCAUAUCUUAUUUUAUCAUCAAUACAUACAUCACAUUUUCUUCGUCUUGGUAUGUAAUUUGCAGUAGGUUUUUAGGUGGUGGUACUUUUUGUUAUGCGUGCACUUUAAGGUGUAAGCAAUAACUUAUAAUUUUCUCCUUUAUAUUUCAUCCAUUUAUUUUU
Molecule: messenger RNA, 2345 nt
Organism: Prunus dulcis (almond)
Lineage: Eukaryota; Viridiplantae; Streptophyta; Magnoliopsida; Rosales; Rosaceae
Exons: 6
Coding region: 497-2119 (540 amino acids)
Biological process (GO): regulation of asymmetric cell division
Source: RefSeq, a predicted model, not a curated record